AACACUUCUCUCCUCUUAUUUCCCUCUUUUUCUCCCUGUCUCUCUUGGAAGAAUGCACGACCGGAACGCCCUUGUAGCAGAUUGCAUUGUCAUAUCAUGCUGCUGCCAGUGUUUGAUUCUCCAGGUCAUCAUCUUCAUCUUGCUCAAGCUCCCCUAUAGGAUGAUUAGGAGGACAAAACGGUAUGUGAAAAAUCUGAGAUCCCGAAUGAGCAAGGGGACGAAGCGUUUGCAGGUAAAAACGCAUCGUGGUGAACUCAACAUCAGGCAUUACAGCUCCGGAAGGUGGCGAGACGAGGGAGGAGGCUCGCAUAGGGUUCAUCAGGUUGACGGAUUGUUCCCGUUUAGUGGGUGUUGCAUGGAUGAAGUUGAGAGGGUAUUGGAGGAAUUUUCAUUGAAAGGGGAAUUUGCUUUUGGAAGCUUUUGGGGUGGUGAUGCACUGAUGCUGCAAUGCCAGUCAGUCAUAUUUACUUGCCAUACCAAACAAGAAGUUUACUGAUAUUGUCAUGGCUGGCCAUCUAGACACAUUUGAAUUUUUCCACUCCCAAUCACAGUUCUGAAAAACAUCAAGCUGGUGGAAUAAUUCUUCUAGUCCAGAUUCAGAUAAUAAAAAUUUAGAAUUCAAAGAUGACGUGGCGCUUAAAUUAGGUGGGGCCUUGGUCCCAUUGAAUUGUGUUUCCAUGGAUGUGCAAUAAUUGCGCAAGGACCAGUUUGGUCAAGACUAUUUGGUUGAUACGGUUGAGUUUGAUGAAGAUGGUUUGAUAACAUCCAUUUCACCAAACAUGUCUUAUACUUCCACAAUUUACUAUAAAAAUGUCACAUUCUAUAAAAUAUUACUCCGUACUACGUAAUAAAUUUGUUGGAAGGUAGAAUUUUAAAAUAUCAACUUUAAUGAAAUCUAUAUUCAUAUACAAUUAAAUAAAUCA
Messenger RNA from Cuscuta epithymum, 923 nucleotides. The record is from the annotation of a GenBank genome assembly. NCBI's taxonomy places the organism in Eukaryota, Viridiplantae, Streptophyta, Magnoliopsida, Solanales, Convolvulaceae.